AUGUCCUCAACAUGUGCAGAAACUGUUACUGCUCAGAAGCGGACUACUCAGCGAAGAUCCAGAUAUGGCUGCCGCAAUUGCAAGCUCCGAAAGCUCAAGUGCGACGAAAGUAGACCUAACUGCAAGAAAUGUUGCGCAUUCGGGAUAGUGUGCAACUUCAUCUUCAAUAUUCCCGACCUGCAGCCCAUCGCCGCUGAGACAGGGAGGCCAUCGCUGGCGCUGCGAGGAACUGCCGAGCUACAGCCCCCCCUCGCCGGUGCGGUCUGGACGGCGGACCAAUCGACAUUCUAUCAGCUGAACACGAAGUGUCAGGACUUCCUCACUCGGUACUAUGGAAGUAGUCUUCUGACCCCAAAUGACCCGAAUAUGUUGCACGUGAAUCGCAAGCUCCUGCAACUAGCCUUCGUUUACCCUUAUCUCAUGCACGCCUCUCUAGCCGUGGCACUUACAUACGACCGCCACCUAAACACCGUAGGAGGCAGCCGUCGCAGUCUGGACGAGUGCUAUCACUGGUACCAGAGCACCGCCCUUCUCAACCGACGGUUCAGGGAGCGGCCGAUCAACGCCGAAGACAAGGAUCCACUCUGGGGCACCCUGGCUGCGCUGGCCGUCCUGGCCUUCUCAUCCCCUGAGGCAUGCACACCGGAAGAAUCGUGGCCCCUCACCCCCUCUGACCAGCAAACCGAUGCAUUGGACUGGGUCCGUCUGAGCAAAGGUAAAAUGGCACUGUGGCACAUCGUCGAUCCCUUACGCCCGGACAGCGUCUUCCGCGUCAUGGCGCCCACCUUUGCGCAGAUGAACGCCCCCUUGCCGCAGCGCGGCGUGCAGGGCAUCCCGCGGGCCGUGGCGGCCUUGUGCCUCCUCCACGAGGCAUCGACGGCGACAGAUAAUCCGUACUUCGAGGCCGCCCACGCUGUGGCCCUGACCCUGAACCUCCCAGACACCAAAGUCACCACCGGUCCCGCGCAGCUCUUCAUCCGCAGUAUUCACGGUGUCUUUGAGGAUAUGCUCCGGAAUCGGGACCCUGUCGCGCUCGUGCUGCUGUAUCUGUGGUAUCGUCAGGCCGGCCGCAGUAUCUGGUGGAUUGAGCUGAGGGCCAGAGUGGAAUGUCCCUCGAUCUGCCUGUACCUCCAACGAUAUCACAAGGAGGAUACUGCGGUGCAGGCGUUCCUUCCCGGUGGUGUCUUUGCUGAAAGGUGGGGUUGA
Molecule: messenger RNA, 1206 nt
Organism: Aspergillus fijiensis CBS 313.89
Lineage: Eukaryota; Fungi; Ascomycota; Eurotiomycetes; Eurotiales; Aspergillaceae
Product: Zn(II)2Cys6 transcription factor domain-containing protein
Exons: 3
Coding region: 1-1206 (401 amino acids)
Biological process (GO): regulation of transcription by RNA polymerase II
Molecular function (GO): zinc ion binding; DNA-binding transcription factor activity, RNA polymerase II-specific
Source: RefSeq, a predicted model, not a curated record